Messenger RNA from Pristis pectinata (smalltooth sawfish), 2044 nucleotides. RefSeq names its product DAZ associated protein 2 (gene dazap2). The coding region runs from base 201 to 731 and encodes 176 amino acids. The transcript has 5 exons. NCBI's taxonomy places the organism in Eukaryota, Metazoa, Chordata, Chondrichthyes, Rhinopristiformes, Pristidae. The record is from RefSeq and is a predicted model, not a curated record.
CAAAAUUGUCACGUAAUCUUAACAAGGAAGUAAGAGCAAAGCAGCGAACGAGUAAGCAACAAACUUCCUGACCUCGGCAAUUUGCGAAACGGGCAUUCAUUAGCGUGUUUUUGCUGCAUCAUGAGUAAAAAAGCUGAUGAGGAAAAUUGUUGUGCUUUUCCUCUUCUCCCCCGAGGACUCUGAAGGGGAAAAAACUGCAGAUGCUGGAAAUCCGAAAUGAAAACAGAACAUACUGGAACCACUCAGCAGGUGCAUAUCCUCGGCAGUCAAGUUAUCCUAGACAGCCAGCUGUGGUUCAGCCCCAGUGUGUGCCCACUGUUCAGUUUCCUCAACCACCACCCUAUACUGAGCCACCUCCGUCUUAUGCAGAGCUCCAACAACAGCCAGGAUAUGUCCAGGUUCCACCUCGCAUGAGUGCUAGCUAUCCAGGUGAUUUUCAUGUGCCAGUCUCAGCGCAAAUGCAAGUCAAUCCAGCAGGGGCGGGCACACCCAUAAGGUACUAUGUGGUACCACAAGUCUUCCCUCCACAAUCUACCGUGCUCAUGGAAGGAGGAUAUGAUGCAGGUGCCAGGUUUGGGACAGGAGCUACUGCUAAUCUCCCACCACCUCCACCCGGUUGUCCUCCUAAUGCAGCUCAGAUCGCAGCCAUGCAGGGUGGCAAUGUCAUCGUAACCCAGAAAAAGGGCAGCUGGCUCUCCGGAGGGUCUGAUGGCGGUUACACUAUCUGGUAAUUAGAUGAAGGCUCGAACGAGAACCUGCAGUGGAAGAAGCAAUGGACCUUACCAAUUAUUUAGACAAAUAAUAGAUUCUUCUUGAUAGCUUAGCAUCCGUUCGCCUUUUAAAAGCACUUUCUUCGAGAAAAAUUGUAGUAUACCUGUGUGACCAGAAAAACUGCUAGCAGGACAAAAUGGAUUGAAUUGAAACAACAACAAAACCCAAAAUAACUGUUUUGGUUUGUGCCUUUUUUAAGUUUUAGAAUUAAAACCAAAAAAAAACCAAAUCAAUCAAUAAAUAGCAUCUAUAAGAUGAUUAAAUGUCAACAUUUAUCAGCCAGUAGUACUUCAAGAUCACAGGCUGCUGUGUCUCUGAUCCUUUUUCAGUACCGAUUUGGUUAUCAUACAAAUGUGUGCAUAUAACCUCUGCAUAGUGAUUUUAUGUAUAUUGCUGUUUAACAUGAAAAUUAACAAAGUGAUAAGAUGCCUUUCAUUUUAAUAAAUGCAAUUUUGAUGGAUAUUAAUGCCAUGCUCAAAGGAUUUAAUUGCGCUAAUUCCUGAGGUCUGUGGAAACCUGAGCUUUUUUAAAAACUUGUUAAGUGCAUCUGAAAUCUCUUGUUCUUGCGCAAAUAAUUAUUUGAAGGAGAGGCACUUGUUUCUCUUCUGCUGUGCUCACUUUCUGAAGGAUCCCAUUAUCCUAUUUUGCUAUCUAAUUUGCCCAGACUGUCAAAUUCACAAAUAUAAAAAGAAAAAUUUCUAGUCCACUGAUUUGUUAAUGUUUACGACCCAGUGCACUUGACUGCAAACUCAAAUCUCUGGAAGAGCACCUCAAUUAUUUUGUUUUGAGACUUAUUGUUGCAGGGUGAGGGUAGUCUUCUGCCUAUCUCUUGGCUCUUUCUGCAUCACAGAUUUUCAUACGUGCUUCGAACCCAAAGGGAGCAGUGUUGGUCAAUAAUUUCUCAGCUUCUGAAGUGCAUUACUGAUUUGAAUCUUCUGUUACAAAGUCGGAACAAAAGUUCUGAAAAUCAGAACUUUUAAAGCUGGGAAUUGGCAACCUCAGCAAAAGGCCCAUGAGAUCUGUGAUGGAGUUGUUAUCAUGUUGAGUACCAUUACAAUCUUCCUUGUGUUAGUCUGCAUAAUGUUUCCUGUAUUCCAGAUAGAUCAAAUAUUUUCUUUUCACCACUGUUGCAAGAGGCUGGCAGCUUUGUAUAGACGAACAUUGGAAAUUCAAGUUUAUUGUGUUACAGAGGUGUAACCUUGGGUGCCCACUGACUGAUCUACCAUGCUUAAACUGUGUUGGAUAAAUGUAUUAAAAAAAAUGUACAACUUUA